AUGGCCAAGAAGAAGCGUCAGAGGAUCAGCUAUGUCCUUCCGUUAGCCAGCAGACCGGGUGGUCACAGACUCGGCAUUAAUGGCCUUGCCAUCGAUCACGAUCGUAACAUCUUGUAUACUGGUGGUAGAGAUGGUGUGAUAUGUGCAUGGGAUCUCGAUCUGGACGCACAAGUACAACAGCAGGAAGAUACCUCAUUGCCCAAGCGCAGGACUACUGCCAGCUUUCGUCGAGAAGUGCAGGCUCAUACACACUGGGUGAACGACCUCGUCCUUGUUAAGAACAAUUUGGCCCUUGUGUCUGCCUCCUCCGAUUCCUCUGUCAAGCUCUGGCGACCUCACUCUCACGAUACACUCGCGGCCUAUUCGAUCGGCUCUCACAGCGACUAUGUCAAGUGUUUGACCACACCCGAAACUAACAGUAACUGGGUUGCAUCGGGAGGCUUGGACUCACGGAUAUGUCUGUGGGAUCUCGCUGGAAAGGGUCAGAAACUCGAGAUCAACGUGAAGAAGGAUGCAAAUGUAGUCAAAGGCUCAAUAUAUGCACUCAAAGCGAAAGGAAAUGUUAUUGCGAGUGGUGGGCCGGAAGGUGUGGUCCGGUUAUGGGACAUCAAUUCUGGCAAGACUGUCACCAAACUCGUCGGCCAUACAGACAACAUCCGCGACAUCUUGAUCAGUGAGAACGGCGACGCAGUCUUGACUGCCUCUUCCGACCAGACAAUCAAGGUCUGGUCAAUUACUGCCGGUCGGUGCAUGCAUACUCUGACUAUGCAUAACGACAGUGUAUGGUGUAUGUACUCGGAAGAUCCUUCGCUCUCUAUAUUCUAUUCCGGGGAUAAGUCUGGCCUGGUGGCCAAGACAGACACAAGACAUGCCGACGACAUCGACGACGGUGUCUCGGUGGCUGUCUGUCAAGAGCACGAUGGUAUCAACAGGCUAGCCAUCGCAGGUGAUUCAGUCUGGACAACCACUUCGAGUUCGAGCGUCAAUCGAUGGCAGGAUGUCGAUACAGAACUUGAGAUCGAAACACCACCUGUAUCGCCGAAGCACGAGCGCAACCAGAGCUCACGAGGUCUUCGAGAACAGUCUUCUCCAGAGCCUACCACAAACGGUACACAAGAUCAUCCAACAACGAAUGGUGAAACCCCAAAGAAGAUUCCCUACAAUGCUAUCCUCAGGUUGACCAAUACUGCUAUCCACCCUGGCAAUAAGUCAUUCCGUCAUAUCAACAUCUCGACAUCCAAUUUACGGAAAGCCUCGGAGGCAAUCAUCGAAGUUGAUGGAAUAUUCACAACUCCGAUUCGAGGUCAUCCUGAAGAAACAAUCGAAGGACAAAAUGGUCUCGUGAAACACCACAUGCUCAAUGACAAAAAGCGUGUUCUGACAUCUGACGCUGCUGGCGAGGUCGUGCUGUGGGAUCUGCUAAAGUGCGUGCCUAUUCAGUCGUUUGGUCGAAGGCAUCUGGACGAGGUCAUCCCUGACGUCAACACGGCCGAGAGUGUUUCCAAUUGGUGUACUGUGGACACCAAGACUGGCAAAUUGACGGUCAUGCUGGAAGAGCUCUAUUGCUUCGAUGCAGAGGUAUAUGCAGAUGAGACCGAAUUCGUGGGCAAGAUUGAAUUCAGAGAAGAUCAAAGGAUUAAUCUUGGCAAAUGGGUACUGCGAAAUCUCUUCACAACUCUGCUCGACGAGGAGAUAAGGAGAGAUGAGGAUUACAGAAAAUCUAUCAAAAAGCCUACCGGGCUAAAAAGAGGCAACGCGCCCUCAGGCAUAACCAUGCCGCCAAGUAACCCUGUAUCAAUCGUGGGCACUCCUGACGACAUGACUACGCCCAAAGCCGAUGUGAACGCAUCGAUGGCCCCAAAGACACCCGGAAUGAAAAUCGGAAUGGCCACACCCUUAGCAAAGGGCAAGCCAAUGGCUGAGACUGCAAAGACGCUACCUCCGACAGCUGAGGAUGAAAGGGAGCUCACAGAGAACGACUCUCGCAGCAGUAUGCAAUCAUCCUCGGAACAGUCUCAUGACUACUUUUCACAGACCAAAGCAGUACCAGCAGACUCAUCCGAAGCGCAAGCCCACAAGGAAAUUCCGCCAACUCCUGGUGGUACUGUACAUGUUCCCAUGCCACAGUCGCCAAACACUGAGAAGAAGAAGAGUGGCAUCUUUGGAAAAAGCUUCAACAUGAAGAUGUCCUUUCCUAAUAAAUUAGCACUAGCACGAACAAACACUGAGUCACCAAAAACUUCAGUCGACGACAAGAAAGAGGAAGACAAAAAGUCAGAAGAAGACAGAUCAGAUAAGUCGUCCGAGAAAGAGGACGACAAGACCGCUCGGAUCCUAGACGACAAUUUUUACGGUGUUGUUCAGAGAAUACGUUAUGCAUAUGGUGAUCACCUCGAGAACAUAUCGACAUCAGAUCAGCCAAUUCCAAUUGGUAUUACACCUUCACCUCCUAAUGAAACGCCAGUCUUGAAACCACCUCCUCAUACACUGAUUCUUAUCCAAGAGGACAAUCCAGAAGCCGGCGGACUAUCGGACCUGUAUCGCGGUGAAAUUGCAUCACUUGGAUAUCCGAAAGAGACUGACGUCCUGGAAAAGGUGGCACCAACAUGGCUGGGCGAACUGCUAUUGCGCAACGAGAUGCCACCUAAAGACGCGCCCAAAGUGUCGUUUAUCCUAACUCCGGCACCAGACUCGAAGCUGCCAGGUAUCGCUAGUUCAGACGGCAAUGCUCGUCUGAACGCGAAUCGCAUGCUCAGGUCCAAAAAGAUCCUUGGCUAUGUCGUCGAAAGGAUCGAGGCACCACCAGACCCUGACAAUCCACAACCUGGCGACGAACUUCGACCAGAAGAAUACAUGGACCUAUUAUGUCAAGGUCAGGUAGUGCCACCCAACAUGACGCUAGCCACGUUGAGAGUACACAUGUGGCGCACUGGUGGAGAUGUGAUCCUCCACUACAGAGAGAAUGGUCGCAAAGGGUUCAAGAGAGCACACCCCAUGGAUGUCCCUCUCAAGACUGAAGGCGCUGGCGAACUGGUCAAUAGUGCUAAUGACACCAAUGGCCACUCGUCUACCGCAGCCACUACCGAGGCGCAAAAACCUGCCCAACCUCCUGCGCCUACCGCGACCGCAGCCGCAUACACAACAGCUGCUAUGAUGCGAUAG
Messenger RNA from Lithohypha guttulata, 3162 nucleotides. RefSeq lists its product as uncharacterized. Gene Ontology annotation, molecular function: ubiquitin binding. Gene Ontology annotation, biological process: double-strand break repair via homologous recombination. The record is from RefSeq and is a predicted model, not a curated record. Bases 1 to 3162 code for a protein of 1053 amino acids. The transcript has 3 exons. NCBI's taxonomy places the organism in Eukaryota, Fungi, Ascomycota, Eurotiomycetes, Chaetothyriales, Trichomeriaceae.